Corticium candelabrum is the source of this 1290-nucleotide messenger RNA. RefSeq lists its product as uncharacterized. Gene Ontology annotation, biological process: humoral immune response; positive regulation of canonical NF-kappaB signal transduction; signal transduction. NCBI's taxonomy places the organism in Eukaryota, Metazoa, Porifera, Homoscleromorpha, Homosclerophorida, Plakinidae. The record is from RefSeq and is a predicted model, not a curated record. Gene Ontology annotation, molecular function: protein binding. The transcript is spliced from 5 exons. The coding region runs from base 45 to 959 and encodes 304 amino acids.
CCAUAUCACGUGACGUGCCUGGUAGGGAAUGUUUGCGCGUCAAGAUGGCUGGUGCUAAGGACGAGAAGUUUCAAGCCAAGGUGGAUCAACUGAUAGAGAUGGGAUUUGAUGAGAAACAGGCACGAAACGCACUGGAGAAGACAGGCGGAAAUAUGGGUCGAGCAAUCAGAUGGUUAUCCGGGGUACCGGAGUCGGUUCUUGCGUCAUCGACGCCGAGCGGGGGUGGGUCCUAUCAUAGUCAGAUGAAUUUUGGACCAAGCAUGACGUUCCACACGGUCAGUUGUAAUAAUGUGAUGAUUGGAAGCCAUCAGAAGAUGACGGUCGUUGAGAAUCAUAUUUAUCAUCCUGGCAUGGGACCACCGUGGAGGCCGAGAGGACAUGCGCAUUCAUCAGCAAGGAAAGAUCAACCGACUAAACAGCUCGCACACGUUACAAGAGACCUAACCGAACGAGAUGGUGGGGGUGCCCCUCCUCCUCAACCUAAAUCGUGUUUCAUCUCAUAUUCUGCCGAAACGGCCGACGAAUUUCGGCAUGUGUCUCAGCUGGCGAAGGAAUUACGUGCGAAUGGAAUCGAUUGCGAUGUUGAUAUCUACUAUGAGGACAAUCCUCCGAUGAACUGGAGUGCGUGGUUGGAGCAGGAAAUUACGUCACGUGACGUCACCCUGAUCUGUUGCUCUCGGAGUUACAUCACACGACUCGAAGAAAAGCGUCGUAUACAUCAAUACAAUCGGGUUCACUUCGAAGGCAAAAUGCUGCAUAGCCUUCUCAUGAACACGAGUCCGAAUCGCUUCAUCCCCAUCUUUCUCGGUGCUCACAAUCGGGUCAACGUCGACUACAUUCCUCGUGUGUUGCGAUCGUCAAAGACAUACCACAUCGACGUUUUCCCGCCAAAAGUCGGAGAGUCCGGACACGAACACUUUAAUGACCUUUACAGAUUUCUCUCCAGACAAGAUACGUAGCAGGGGGUUAUGGGGUAGAGAGGGUCACAGGGGUAGAGGGGGCCAAGGGGGUCACAGGGGUUACAUAUUUGGUGAGAGACGUGCCCACUAUUUCAUAGUCUCGAGUGAUUUGAAUGUCGUUUGUACAUGUUGUAGCAACUUCCUGCUAUUUUCAAGCAUUUUAUAUCUAGUGUGCUGCUAGGUUUUAGUAUCUCUUAUUGGGUGCAUACUCUAGGUAGUCGUACUGUAUGAAGCUGAUUUGUUAGGAAUCAUUGACUUUUUUGUAAUUUUAGUAGAAACUGUGGCUGUUGUUUUAGUGUUUGUAUUGGCAUGUUUGACAUGUUUGUUGUUA